GGGCGGGGUGGGCGUGCGCCCGCCCGCACCCCCUUGACGCUGCCCGCCGUCCGGGUAGCCGCGCCGCGCACUGCGGACUGGGAGCCGCUCGGGAGCCGCGAAGAUCUGUUGAGUCCUGACGCCUAGUAACCUCCCCCUCCGAGGGAGAGCCCGGGAAGGUCUCCUUGACAGAUGGAAAACCUGAAGCGACCUCAGGCUAGCUAACCUCCUUCUGUUUUUGGAAAACUAGACUUGCUGGUGAAGUCACUGAGGGGGGGGGGGUGUAAUAGGAUAUUAGCUCACUUGGUCGUGGCCGUGUAUACGGUGUUGCCGCGGCGUUCCGACGCAGCCGAACCAAAAUACACACCAAGUGCUCCCCAGGGUAAAUAUUUCUGCCAGAUGUGAAGCGACCUGGUGGAUUCUUUUCCUUAAACUUUAUUGCGUUAUUUGUGCUGUGAUAGAUAAGAAGCCUGUAGCUUAGUGAAAAGUCCUAGGCAAAUGAAGUCGAGUAACAGUGCGAACUUAAUGGUUAGUAAAGUAGGGAAUGAGUGUCGCCGGAGUUGAAAAAUAGGGCAGUGAAGAAGAAAUAGGUAACUGUGAAGUGGAUCGGGAUUGCCCAGACCUACAAAAUGGGAGAGCUUUUGGGCAGACAAGCCUAGGAGGAAAAACCGGCCUGGAGCAUUUACAAAAUAGAAGGUGUAUUUUGGCACACAAUGUAUGUUUCCGCUUUUAUCUGUCAUCUUUCUGGGUAUGUACUGGAACACCAGGUAGAACGUGCCUCCUUGGAAAGGACUGAUGCCUAACUUUAUCAUGCCCUCACCCAGCUCAGUGCCCAACAAUACAGGCCUACUGGUUGAUUUUCUUUUUAAGUCGAUCACUAGCAACUAUCUUACCUAUAGGAGAGGGAGAUAAUAAAAUGUGCUCAAGUAAAUUAUUUAACUCUGUACAGGGGAACUUAGGAAAUCAGAUUUUGAGAAAACAGUUUUUCUAAAAAGGUUAGUAAGAUGUGACUUUUAAAAAUAAUAUCUGGUUGGGUCAUCAAGGACUUUUCUCUGGACUUCAUUUGCCUUUUGCUCUACUUAAGUGGUAGGAGAGAGAAAAAGGGUUAGAAACCAUUAAAAGGGAAGGGAAAUAAAGCCAAAAUUAAGUCUAAAAAGAAGAUAUUAAAUUAGACACUACCCUCCAACAUAGUCCUAACAUAGCCCUAAAUUAUGUGCAUGAGAUGUGAAAGCUAGUUCUAAAUAUAUUCAUGGAUGUGAAGAUAGUCCUAAGUACAUUUGUGCCCAAAAUACCAUUUUAGGUUUUGGAGAGCCUAAAUGGCUAUAUAAAUCAUUAUCCAUUUUUCUGGUAAUCCGGUGUGCUAAUACCUGGGUAAUGCAGAAACUGAACCUUAGCUAUGACAUGAACUUCACCUGAAUUAGGAAACCAGACGGUUAAUAUUUACUCCAGUCCACCCAGUAAGGUUUUUUUGACUCAUGGUAUUUCAUCAUAACAAAUGACAGAUCUCGAAUUUGUCUUGCCAAUGGGUGUUUGGGGGAGAUUACCAACUCGGAUUGUUUAGCUGACUCACUGAGUUACAUGAUUACUCUUAUUUUCUAGUGAUGACUAAACAAUAAGUAUUAUAGAAAUAAUAGUAAACCUGGAAAGCAUUCAGCAACAACAAAGGCAAUUAUUUGAAGAACCAAAACAAAAAUAUAGAAGCCACUGCCCAUUGAAGACCUGAUUCCACAACCAGAACAUCAUUUGAUACAGCAAAGGAAACUAGUCGGGUAUUGCAAGAGAAUUAACAAGAGGAAAAGAGAGCUUUGUCUUGUCACUGAAACCUUGGCGUGGUUUUUAGAACUUCAGCUAAAAAAAUGGGCAGAAUUUUCCUUGAUCAUAUCGGUGGUACCCGUCUGUUUUCUUGUGCAAACUGUGACACAAUCCUGACCAACCGCUCAGAACUCAUCUCUACUCGGUUCACCGGCGCCACUGGCAGAGCAUUUCUUUUUAACAAGGUAGUUAAUCUACAAUACAGUGAAGUUCAAGACCGGGUCAUGCUCACUGGCCGCCACAUGGUUCGAGAUGUGAGCUGCAAGAACUGCAAUAGCAAACUCGGAUGGAUCUAUGAGUUUGCCACUGAAGACAGCCAGCGCUAUAAGGAAGGCCGUGUGAUCCUGGAACGUGCUCUAGUACGAGAGAGUGAGGGCUUCGAGGAGCAUGUACCAUCAGAUAACUCUUGAAGAAAAAGAGAUAACUCCAUCUUUUCCCAGGUCUCCUUCACUGAAAACAAAAAUCUACUUACAUACACUGUCACCUUAGCAUCAGGGUCGGAUUCAUGAACUGCGGAACAAGAGGUUGUGAGAAUCUAAGAUGGAACCUUUCUUUCUUUCUUUUCUUUUUUUUUUUUUUUUUUAAUUUCCAAUUUUCCAUCCAGCAGCAGUGUGUAGAGAGAGUAUUAUGCAGAUGCCGUUAAUUUUUUUUUUCCCUGUGUUUACAUCUUGAGGCAGAAUAGUCUGUCUGCAGCUACCUGAUGGGCUAUGUGAGGGGAAAAAAAAAUCUGGGCUAUCGGAGUGAAAAAGUGUGUUUUGUGUAAAUUUUGAAAGGAAAAUGUGUCAAGAGCAUGGUUUUUAAACUUACUUGGGCUUCGUUUAAAACAUUCUUUUUUAAACCCAGUUAUUUCACUUGACUUGCUAGCUUCAGGGAAGAGGUCCAGAUUUGCGACCAGCGCUAAAGGUUCAGUGUUAGAUGGCUUGUGCUGGCCGCUGUGCCAUGUUCUUGUCAGAGAUGAACCGUGGCACCAGAGCCCAUCCUUCCUUGUCAGUCUUGACCCAUAGACGUCACCAUUCCUAGUUAUUUGUCACCAUAUAAUCGGUGUUGAUUGGAAACUUUUCCUGAAAUGGGGCAGAACUGCUUGGUUGUCUUUUCCAUGUAACUUAAGCAUAGUAAUAUAAAUAAAGUAAUAGUUGGAUGUUUUUGGUCCUGUGUUGCUUUUAAAAACACCUUUUAAAAGAAAAGUGGAGUAUUUGAUAAGUAAUUUUCAUAAUAGUGUUUCUUUUCCUCUCUUGAGCUAAAUUGACUGUGUAUAAGAGAUUACUUUGUUUAAAUUAAAGCAUACUGUUUAAAUUCAUAGUACCGUGUUUAGAAAAGAGUUGAACAGAAUGCCAGUGUGCGUUCAUGCAGAAAGCCUCUCAUCUGCAUCUGUUUUAAACGAAGGGGAAAUUGAAGGAGGCUAUCUAAAAAUAAUGCUUUGCAAAGCGUUUUCAGCCUCUCAGUUUUGUGUUGAUUUUGACAAGUCUGUAGAACUUAAUAGUUUCAUCAAAGGGCUAGAUCUGUCAUUAGCAUUAUUUUCUCAGAUCUUCCCUCCGAAGUUCGGCUAUUGAAAUUAAAACUGUACUUGGUCCCUUCAGGGAUCAAAUUUGACUCAGGGUGUUAUUUUAGCCCCAAACUUACAACAUUAUGAAAUAUUAAAAUAAAAAUGUUUCUUUCUCCAAUCUAUUUCUAGAUACUCUAGUAUUUGUUUCUGAUGGAAUAAAUGGCAUUAAAAUUGGCUCAUUAUUUAAAUGUAUGAAUGGAUGUUUGAGUGCUCAAUCUCUAGGUCUUUGUCUAGAAAGGAUGUUUGCCUCAACUAGCAAAAUCUUUUUGUCAUUGAUAUUAGAAGUGACUUCUGAGUACAGUUAAGUUUCUCCUCUUUGCCUUUGGCUCUUGGUUAGAGGCACAGGUCUCUGAUUAAGUAGGUGUAUAAUAUUGCAUUUGAGAUAAGUGGACAUGAAUGAGCUUUCCUUUACCAUGGAAUAAAUCUUCAAGCUUUAAGAAACAGCUUUCAUUCCCAUUCAUUUUCCAUACUGGCCUUUGAUGAUAUGCAGAUCCCUGGUAGCAUGCCUUACCUGCAGCACUAUGUGCAUUUGCUGUCACAAUAAAGUAUAUUUUGUCUUGCA
Messenger RNA from Nyctereutes procyonoides (raccoon dog), 3896 nucleotides. It is a transcript of the gene YPEL5, whose product is annotated as yippee like 5. The transcript is spliced from 4 exons. The record is from RefSeq and is a predicted model, not a curated record. NCBI's taxonomy places the organism in Eukaryota, Metazoa, Chordata, Mammalia, Carnivora, Canidae. Bases 1836 to 2201 code for a protein of 121 amino acids.